This is a messenger RNA of Humulus lupulus (European hop), 2501 nucleotides long. RefSeq names its product UTP:RNA uridylyltransferase 1. NCBI's taxonomy places the organism in Eukaryota, Viridiplantae, Streptophyta, Magnoliopsida, Rosales, Cannabaceae. The record is from RefSeq and is a predicted model, not a curated record. Bases 88 to 2274 code for a protein of 728 amino acids. The transcript is spliced from 6 exons. Gene Ontology annotation, molecular function: RNA uridylyltransferase activity.
UUUAAAAUAACAAAAAAUAGGCUUUAACUUCUCCCCCAAGGAGUGACUCCUCCCCACUGGUUGACGCUUUUCGCUACCGAGACGCCAAUGAACGGUGGGGGUAACGCGCCUCCUUCUUCCGCGGCUAAUGGCGGAGAAUUUCUACUCUCUUUGCUCCAAAAGCCCCCUCCUGACCAUCAUCAGCACCACCAGCCCCAAACAGCUCAGCAAUCGCAGCAGCAAUCUCUGCCGGUUGAUCCAGCCGUCGCGGCAGUCGGCCCCAGUCUUCCUUUCCCCCCGCAGUUUUGGCAAUCCGGCGGUCAGGAUAUUCUCCACCCGCAUCAGUGGCCGGUCCACUCCCUCGCUCCUCCUUUUGGCCCUAAUGGCUUUCUAGGGUUUCCUCAUAACUUUUUCCCAUCUGGAGGGAAUCAAUACAUGGGAAAUCAAUUACCUGGAAAUCUUGGUGAUGAUUUAAGGAGGUCAGGGCUUUUGAGUGGGAUGAAUUCGAGUCCGAAUUCAAAUUCAAUUCAUGGUCUUGUUCAGCAGAAGCAACAGUUGGAGCACAAACUAAAGUUUGGAUCUUUCAACAGUGACAUUCAGGGGACUGUUAGCUUAUCGAACGUGGAUGCUUCUAUGGUUACUUCCAAUUUUAAUAAUGAGUUGGAUAGGAAUCAACAAUUGAGUUCGAAUGCAUUUCGUCAUGGAAGUUAUGAGGCACUGGAGCAAGAACGGAGAAUCAGUGGUGGGGGAUUGGGAAAGCAGCAUCAUGGGGUUACUCCUCCGCCGGGGUUUCCGAGCAAGCCGAGAGGAGGAGGAAGUCUAGAUCAGGGGAAUAGGAGGGCCUUAAACCACAAUGUCGAUAGGGAAACGAUUGGCUCUGGUGAACAUAUGAGCAAUAGGGAUAUUUCAGCCGAGGAUGUUAGAAUUCGUGGUAAUGGGUCUAAUGAAUUGGGGAUUGGUGCGCAGCUUGAUCAUCCUGUGCCGCCAUCUGGCACUAGCCUCCGUUUAGUUUCGAGUCCAGCCGUUAGAGAAUCCUUGAUCACUAUGGAGAGUGAGGCAAUUGCAGUUGGGGCUGGAGAUAGACAGAGAAAGGGACAGGUUCCGGCACAUGAUAGAAGUGGCCAUGAAUUGGACGUCAUUGGCCAACGGAUCGUUGAUUCAUUAUUGAUUGAAGAUGAAACUGAUGACAAGAAUGAAGCUAAACAGCGUCAAAAUUCUCGCGAGAAGGAAUCAAGGUCAGAUAGCAGAGGGCAGCGGCUACUUAACCAAAGAAUGAGAAACUACAAGCGUCAAAUGCGAUGUCGAAGUGACAUAGACAGGCUAAAUGGCCAUUUUCUUGCCAUUUUUGAGUCACUUAUACCUCCUGAGGAAGAAAAGGCUAAGCAGAAGCAAUUGCUUGCACUAUUGGAGAAGCUAAUAAUCAAAGAAUGGCCCAAAGCUCGGCUUUAUCUUUAUGGAUCGUGUGCCAACUCCUUUGGAGUUUCCAAAAGUGACGUUGAUCUCUGCCUAGCAAUUGAGGAACCGGAUAUCAACAAGGCUGAAGUUAUAUUAAAAUUGGCAGAUAUCUUGCAAUCGGACAGUCUUCAGAAUGUGCAGGCCUUGACACGUGCCAGAGUUCCUAUAGUAAAGCUUAUGGAUCCAGCAACUGGGAUCUCCUGUGACAUAUGCAUUAACAAUGUUUUGGCUGUUGUCAACACAAGGUUGCUUGGUGAUUAUGCACGGAUAGAUGUGAGACUGCGGCAAUUGGCUUAUAUUGUGAAACAUUGGGCCAAGUCAAGAGGAGUCAACGAAACAUACCAUGGAACCCUGUCUAGUUAUGCGUAUGUUCUUAUGUGCAUCCACUUUUUACAACAGCGUAGACCGGCCAUCCUUCCAUGCUUACAGGGAAUGAAGACAACGUACUCUGUGACCGUAGACAAUAUUGAGUGUGCUUAUUUUGACCAAAUUGAAAAGCUUCGUGAUUUCGGAUCACAUAACAGGGAAACUAUUGCUCAACUUGUGUGGGGUUUUUUCAAUUAUUGGGCCUACUGCCACGAUUAUACAGAUUCCGUCAUAUCGGUACGGUCUGGAUGCAUAAUCAGCAAACGGGAAAAGGACUGGACAAGGAGAGUUGGGAAUGAUCGUCACUUGAUAUGCAUAGAAGAUCCAUUUGAGGUUUCUCACGAUCUUGGUCGAGUUGUGGACAAGUUUAGCAUAAGAGUUCUGAGAGAGGAGUUUGAACGUGCAGCCGAAAUCAUGCAAUAUGAUCCAAAUCCAUGCGUGAAGCUUUUUGAACCAUAUAAUCCUAGUAAUUGAUGAGUUUGAUUGGUCUUAACUUAAGAUGUAAUUAUAGCAAGUUCUGUCCAUUUUUCUCUUGUAUGUGUCUAUAUCUGCUUUAGGCUUUGUUCUCAAGACUUUUUUCCCUCCCGUGUAAAGUAAGUGCGGGCAACAAACUAUUCGGUAUUUAUUUUAUACCAAUAUGCAAAUCUUGUGGUGAGAAAGUAAAAAUUAAUGUGCAUCAUUUUCAUUUUUUUUUUCAUUUA